Messenger RNA from Cylicostephanus goldi, 294 nucleotides. Lineage: Eukaryota; Metazoa; Nematoda; Chromadorea; Rhabditida; Strongylidae. The record is from the annotation of a GenBank genome assembly.
AUGCAGAUUCACGUGCUCGAUGAAAACAUCCGCCUUGUACCCGGUGAGGAGGAACAUGCAACAUGGUUACAGGAUGUUGGAGAAGGAAAGAACUUCACUGCUGAUGGUGUUGACAUUGAAACUCCUGCCGACAUGUAUAUGGAGACUGAGAACGAAGUUAUUCAGUGGAUGUACACUUCUGAAGUCAUCUGUUCGCCUAAUCUUAUGGGCAACAUGGCACUACUGACAGUACGUAAUUGUGAUGCGAUAGAAUUAAACGAGAUGGUGUUGAAUAUGACGCCAGGGGAUGUGUAG